AUGGCUGCUUUUCGACCGUUUUCGUCGCUGCUCGUCGGCGGAAACACACGACAAUUGUUGGCGAAACGAGGUGCCGCGCACUUCAACUUUCAGCCAAGCGAUGCGCCAAAAGAAUAUGGCGAUGUUCGACAAAAGAUGAACCUAUGCCAAGCGGUGAACAACGCGAUGGACAUUGCAAUGGACACCGAUCCGAGCGCCGUUUUAUUUGGUGAAGACGUGGCUUUCGGCGGUGUUUUCCGAUGCUCCAUUGGACUCAAGGACAAAUAUGGUGCUGAUCGAGUGUUCAACACGCCACUUUGCGAACAAGGAAUUGCUGGAUUCGGGAUUGGACUCGCCGUCGCUGGAAGCACAGCUAUUGCUGAGAUUCAAUUUGGAGACUACAUCUUCCCGGCGUAUGAUCAGUUGGUGAACGAGGCAGCAAAAUAUCGGUAUCGAUCGGGUGGGCUGUUUGAGUGUGGAAAGCUGACGGUGAGAGCAACGUGGGGAGCUGUUGGACAUGGAGCAUUGUACCACUCACAGUGUCCCGAGGCCAAUUUCACGCACACACCCGGCGUUAAGGUAGUAAUCCCCCGCGGACCCACACAAGCCAAGGGUCUCCUCCUCUCGUGUAUCCGUGACGACAAUCCGACGAUUUUCUUUGAGCCAAAGAUUUUGUACCGUUUGGCUGCCGAAGAAGUGCCCGUUGGUGACUUCAUGAUACCACUAUCAAAAGCUGAAACCGUCAGAAAAGGAAAAGACGUGACAAUCGUUUCCUGGGGUACACAAGUUCACGUUUGUCUUGAAGCCGCACAAUUGGCGCAGGAAAAGUUGGGAGUAUCGGCUGAGGUGAUCGACUUGCAAACGAUUCAGCCAUGGGAUGAGGAUCAUGUUGUGGAGAGUGUGAAGCGGACGGGCCGAUUGAUCGUAUCACAUGAGGCGCCGAAGACGAGCGGAUUUGGAGCCGAGAUCGCCGCUACCAUUCAGGAUCGUUGCUUCUUGCAUCUGGAAUCUCCAGUCAACCGCUCUUGUGGCUGGGACACUCCAUUCCCGCAUGUCUACGAGCCAUUCUAUUUGCCCACCGUUUGGCGUGUCUUCGAUUCAAUCAAGAAAACCGUCAAGUAC
Molecule: messenger RNA, 1101 nt
Organism: Mesorhabditis belari
Lineage: Eukaryota; Metazoa; Nematoda; Chromadorea; Rhabditida; Rhabditidae
Source: the annotation of a GenBank genome assembly